Molecule: messenger RNA, 1964 nt
Organism: Cynoglossus semilaevis (tongue sole)
Lineage: Eukaryota; Metazoa; Chordata; Actinopteri; Pleuronectiformes; Cynoglossidae
Gene: ddb2
Product: damage-specific DNA binding protein 2
Exons: 10
Coding region: 310-1809 (499 amino acids)
Biological process (GO): DNA repair; response to UV
Cellular component (GO): nucleus; Cul4-RING E3 ubiquitin ligase complex
Molecular function (GO): protein binding; damaged DNA binding
Source: RefSeq, a predicted model, not a curated record
CAAGUAAAAGAAAGCUGCAUAUGAAACACAUACAUGCUUUUGAACUGUUUUAUUUAGAUUUACUGAUUUACUAUUUCUUUAAUUUGUAAACCCCGUCGUUUCCAGGAAGAUUAGACAAACACUGACUCCUAGUGGCCAGCGGCUAAAACGCAAAAACAGGAGGAUUCGCAGCCAUUAAAGUGCUCACGUGUAUUUCUCCUGUUUUAACGAAACAGAACACUGCUACGAGCACUAGUAGUAUAACGAUAGCAGAUUACUGUUAAGUCAAACGUUCAGUGUACUGUUCAACGGCUUCUAUUUUUAUGAAACAUGAAAAGGCGACCCGCGGAGUCAGUUUCAGUUGGAUCAAAGGGAAGAGGAAAUAAGCAAAACAUUGACGCUGACAACGCUGGUCCAACUCUCUCCAAGAAACUACGAAACAAGAAAGAUGGAGAAACCUCUAAACAAGUACAUUGCCGUACUCCUACAUCUACAGGAACACAAAGAAGACCUGUACCUGGCAACAUCCUGCACUACAUCUACAGAAGCACCCUGGGACAAAGUCUGCAAUCACAAAUGAGACAGUGCCUUCAGGAGCCCUUUGUUCGUUUACUGUCAUCAUAUCAUUUCCAUGGUGCUGUCAGCCCAUUUGACCGCAGGAUCACUUGUCUGGAGUGGAAUCCCAUUCACCCCACUACGAUGGCUGUAGGGUCCAAAGGUGGAGACAUUUGUUUGUGGGACUUUCAGGCUCCUGCAGAAAAAACCUUUAUUCAGGGGAAUGGUGCAGGAGACUUUAUAGGAGGGAUGAAGUUUUGCCCCAAGGACCUUUCCAGAGUCUAUGUGGCCUCUGGUGAGGGUAAACUGACCGUGCAGAGCUUUGAGGGCCUCCCACCCACCACGCUGUCCACAACUGAAGACUGUGGUCAUGAUCACCAUAAUGUUUGUUACUGGUAUUGCUGUGUGGAUGUGUCUGUGAGCCGACAGAUGCUCGUGACAGGAGACAAUAUGGGUCAGCUGGUACUGCUGGGCUUGGAUGGAAAGAAGAUCUUCAGCGACAAGUUACACAAAGCCAAAGUGACGCACGCAGAAUUUAACUCCCGUUGUGAUUGGUUGUUGGCCACAGCCUCAGUUGACCACACAGUGAAGCUCUGGGACUUAAGGAACAUAAAAGACAAAACAAGUUUCCUGCAUAACAUGCCUCAUGAAAAGGCUGUUAACUCAGCCUAUUUCAACCCUCUCGACUGCACUAAGUUGCUGACCACAGAUCAGUAUGACCAGAUCCGUGUCUACUCGUCCCCUGAUUGGUCAAAGCCUCAACAUAUCAUCCAGCAUCCUCACAGACAGUUUCAACAUCUAACACCCAUCAAGGCCACAUGGCACCCUGUCUAUGACCUGAUUGUGGCCGGCCGAUACCCUGAUGACCGUGUUCACUCAGGUGACCUACGGACCAUCGACAUUUAUGAUUCCAACACAGCAGAGCUGGUCUGUCAGCUGCAUGAUCCCACGGCUGCAGGGAUUAAAUCUCUUAACAAAUUCAAUCCACUGGGUGAUGUGAUUGGAUCGGGAAUGGGUGUGACAGUGCUGGUGUGGAAAAAGGAGGAUUCUCUGACCAGUAAUGGGCUCGUACAGCAGCAGGAGGAGGGCGGCGCCUCAACGUCAGUGGGCAGUCAGGCACAGAGAAGAAGAGGAAGUCAGCAGCGCUCGGGCAGGGAGCGGAAAGGUCCUGCUGCGGAUGCAAAGCUCAAGAAGAAACUGGCUUCUUUGGAGGAAUGUCAAAUCAAAACAAAGAAUAAUACAAAACAGAAGCAAACGCAGUCAAAGAAGAAGUGACCUGAAAAAUAGCUGAAUCACUUUUACAUUCCUUUCUCCCUUGUUAAAUUGUUCUAUAUGCAGUGAAUAGUUUAUUCUCACUAGUUCAAUCAAAAGAUUAUGUUGUCACUUGUUUUUUCUACUGUCUGUUAAUAAAGUUAUUUUUGUCAAAGAAA